Messenger RNA from Cylas formicarius (sweet potato weevil), 1310 nucleotides. Its product is annotated as ras-related and estrogen-regulated growth inhibitor. The transcript has 7 exons. Gene Ontology annotation, molecular function: GTP binding; GTPase activity. Bases 240 to 1229 code for a protein of 329 amino acids. The record is from RefSeq and is a predicted model, not a curated record. NCBI's taxonomy places the organism in Eukaryota, Metazoa, Arthropoda, Insecta, Coleoptera, Brentidae.
CUGUGUGGCACCGACAACGCCACUAUCCCCCGGGAAUCUAACCACGUGCUCUCGUUAAAGUUUCGGGAAAGUCGCGGCACGGAAUUAUAAUUGCGGGAGGUGAAAAACAAACCGUUUCCUUCCCUGAUUGACGCGCGCUACGCUUUAUUUUUUCCAUUCGUAUUGAAAAUUUACGCGAAAUUCGAAUGAGUUCCGGUUCUCCCGAUAAUUCGCGGGAGUUUUGAGGAGUGGGCAAGUAGAUGAAAAUGAACGCGACUUCUCCGAAGUCUUCGUUGGUCAAGCUGGGGCUGUACCCGCGUCCGAAAACACUCAAAGUGAUGGUUUUAGGACAGGCCGGCGUAGGAAAAUCUGCGAUGGUUGUAAGAUUUAUAACGAGAAGAUACAUCGGCGAAUACGACCCGACGUUGGAGAAAGUGUACACCUUCCACACCGUCAUCGACAACGAAAUGGUCUACUUCGAAAUAUUGGACACGGCCGGGCAACCCCAUGAGAGCGAAUGUUUGGGCUUGGAGGCCAACAUCCGAUGGGCAGAGGCCUUCAUCCUUAUGUAUUCCGUAACUGAUAAAUGUUCCUUUGACGAAUGCUAUCGGCUGAAGUUCCUGAUAAAUUACAACAAGCGCAGGCGGCGAAUCGGAAACUCCGGCAGAGAUCCCUUAGGAGACGUUCCAGUCGUUCUGGUGGGAAAUAAAAUAGAUCAGAUUGAAGACAGAAUGGUCACUUUAGAAGAGGGCCAGAAACGAAGUAAAGAAAUAGGCUGUGUUUGCUUCCACGAAAUUUCCGUACGGGAGAGCAUUGAGCAGGUAUGGAAUGUGUUUCGCGACACCUGUAGAUUUUGGCGCGUGCUCGGCAAAAACCCGAGCAAACUCCGGCGAUCGGGCAGCGAAAAGGAACCGGAAAGUCCAUCGGACUCUGCUCGGAUUUUGUGCAAUUCCAUUAUUUCCCCAAGCAGUUUGAUUCCAUAUGGUUGCAGACCAAGCCUAUUAGGUCGCCGCUGGACCGAAGUAGAAUUGGAAGAGGAAGACGAGUCCGAAUUUAAAGGUAGCGCAACGUCCAGUCCGAGCGAGCCGGCCCCCUUCAGGGAAAGGGCAUCCACCGACGGACAUCUGCAGCAGAGACCGUGGAGGUGGAGAUAUAAACCAGGCGGUUCGGGAAAUUCGGCCGAGACCGUUUACUUUCGGACCGAAAGGCGAAUGAGCAUAUCCAUGAGGGGAAAUAACGCCAGCUAUUGAAAUAAUGAGACUGAGCAUAAACCAGGGAUUCGUUUUAAACCUAUGUCGUUUGGUGUUUCGAAUUCUUCUUCUCGUUUCGAA